UCAUUCUGUUUCUUCGUCUUAGUAGCUGAUGAAGUUCGUACCUGGACAAUAAUCUGUUAACCAACUGUACCGAAUAAUUAAGGUUAAAACAAAAUCAGUGUAUAUAUAGUCUUGAUUCAAGGCAGCAAUUUGCACGUAUCAUAAAGUCGAUAUUCGUAUGACUAUGAUUGAUUUCGUAGGAGACUACUUCUUCUGAAUAUUUAUCUGAUUUGGUAAUCCAACAGUGCCAUUUGCUACAUUCAGACAAAUAAAACCUAUGUGGAAGUUGACUUUCAGAGAGAGAGAUACACAUUGGUUGUUAUUAUUUUAAUACAUUGGUCUAUAUAAAAUGUUGAAUGUUGGAUAUUUGAUCAUAUCAAAAGAAAUGGAAACACUAGAAACUAAGCUAUUUGAUGCAGCAUCAAAAGGGAGCAUCAGUUCAUUGCGAACGCUGCUAAAAGACGAUCCGCUAAUUCUCGAUCGAGUUUCAGCCAACUAUUUCUCCGAGACUCCUCUGCACGUGGCAGCAAUGUUAGGCCACGUCGAUUUCGUGAAGGAAAUCGUAAAAGCAAAACUUGAGCUCACAAGUGAGUUGAACUUCCAGCAAUCGUCUCCGCUUCAUUUAGCUUCAGCAAAAGGCCAUGUUGACGUGGUCAAAGCCCUAUUAUCGGUUGACCAUCAAACAUGCCUAGCCCGUGACAGAAACGGGUUAACGCCCCUCCAUUUAGCAGCACUCAAAGGCCGUAUCGAAGUCAUGAAAAUUCUGCUUCGAGCAAAACCGGAAGCAGCACAAAUGAAUGUGUACGGAGGAGAAAACAUCCUUCAUUUAUGCGUCAAACGCUACCAACUCGAGCCUUUAAAGCUGCUGGUGAGUACUAUACGCGAACCCGUGUUCGUAAACUCUAAAGAUGCCGAAGGAAACACUCUCCUUCAUUUAGCUGUGGCAGAUAAGCAAGUUGAGGUAAUUAUUCAAAAAUCACUAAUCUCCGUUUAUCAGACCAUCAACUUCUUGUUGACCGUAUCUACACUCGAAGUGAAUGCACUGAAUCUUAACGGGAUAUCGCCAUUAGACGUUUUGAUUCAAAGUAGAAGGGACGUACGAGAUUUAGAAAUCGAAGAUUCCCUCAAAAGAGCUGGAGUUAUCGGGGCGAAUAUGCUUAAUCAAGAAACGACAGCAACCCGAGCCCUGCCUACUUCUUUCGAUCGAUCGAACUCCCAUAGCUGGAAGAAGUUGCUCAAGCAGCAAGACGAUUGGCUGGAGAAAAAGAAGAGUGCGUUAAUGAUUGUAGCUUCGCUAAUAGCAACGAUGGCUUUCCAAGUUGGAGUCAACCCUCCGAGCGGAGUAUGGCAAGACGACAAACUCAUCGACUCUCAAGGAAACCCGGUGGACGAUCCUCAUACGGCGGGUUCUUCCGUGAUGGCGAAUAACUACUCCGGAGGGUACGUGUCGUUUUAUAUCUAUAACACGACGGGUUUCAUUGCAUCCCUCAGCAUUAUAUUGCUUCUGAUGAGUGGAUUGCCGAUAAGGAGAAGAUUCUUUAUGUGGAUUCUGAUGGUGAUUACAUGGGUUGCUAUUACAGCUGUCGCGCUCACUUAUACUAUCUCGAUAUUAGUUUUGACCCCCGAUCGGGAACAAAAAACGGUUCUGACUGUGAUCGGAUCUGCCGUAUUUGUGUGGAUGUGCCUUAUGGCUUUACUCCUCAUUGGACAUACGCUUCGUUUGGUAGCUAUGGCGGUUAAGAAGCUGAGGAAGAGAUCGAGGACGAGGGUUGUUACAGCAACUUCUUCAUUACGUGUUCUUGUGAAUAAUGUUGGUGUUUAA
Messenger RNA from Erythranthe guttata (spotted monkey flower), 1801 nucleotides. Lineage: Eukaryota; Viridiplantae; Streptophyta; Magnoliopsida; Lamiales; Phrymaceae. The record is from RefSeq and is a predicted model, not a curated record.